CCCACUACACCACAGCGCCAGCCCCAAGCAGAACUUUCUUUGAUGACAGAGAUUUUCUGUCUCAACUGUCCAAUAUGAUAGCCCCUAGAUUCCUGUGGCUGUAGAAUUCUUGAGAUGACCAGAUACUGAAUUUGUAAUUUGAUUGAAUGAACAUAAACAGCCGCUUACAGCUGGGAUUAUGCAUUGCUCAACAGAGACUUCCAGGGAGAUGGGAACUCACCUCCCCAUCACCGUGUAACUCACAGGAGCAGAAUUCUAUCCUUCUGGUUGACUUUUUAGUUUCUUUCCUGUUUGGUUUCAGGAAGGUAAGGCAGCAGGUAGAGGGAGACGGGGUAAACGGGAGAGGGUGGGGAUGCUGGAAGUAAAUGAAGGCUCCUCUUGCCAUGCCCCAGGACUCCCCACCCUCGGCCGCCACGUGUCAGCAGGCUCUGGGAGUUACGCAACUGGCACAGGUUGCACAGCUGAGAGUUGGUGGGAACAGGAUUCUAGUCCAGGCCUCUGUGAUCUGGCAUCAGGGGCUUUCUUCUGUGAGAUACUGGGCAGCCGGCAGCGUAGCACAGAAACCACCUCUGUGCUGCCAGGGUUGAACAGGGACUGUGGGAUAUGCACCUGACGUCCAGUGGGUGGGGGUGUAACCCAACCCUUAGUGAGAAAACACGCCGGGAUUAUUCAAAGCCUGAAACAGACAACGGUGCCCAAAAAUCUUUUAUGAAUUCAUGCUAUAAAAAUAAUAAUCCACGUGUCAAAGCUUUAGGUUCAUCAGGACAUUACUCUAACAAGAAGAAAUUGGAAAUAUCUGCGUCCUCAUGACGUGGGGAGUGAUCACAAGGGCAUGAUUGGAUUGCUGGUCUGACCUGUGUCGUGACGUCACUUUUUUCUCUCUUGUAUGCAUACUUUUAUUCAGAAUGAUUUGUUGUUUCUUUAGUUUGGGAAAACUUAGAUAGGUCCCCACAAAUCUGAUGUGACUCUUCAAGCACGAAACAUCUUCUCAACUUAAUAAUUAAAGUGUGCAGGCCCAUGCAGGUAGCCACGCCGGGGCACACUGUUCCCAACUGUGGAGGGCCUCCUCGCUCAGAAGCUGGGUUACAGAGCACCUCCACCUGGUGAAGGCAAGUUUCUGUCUCCUGGGAAGUGGCGGGAGGAAGCACCAGGGGAUGCCACCCUCAGCUGGCCUGGUGCUUCUGGUCCUGACUCCUCGGUGGGGGAUUCCAAGGGCUCAUUGGAGGCAAGAAAAUCUAAGCCAUUGACAAUUUGUAUUUCCCCCCAUUUUUUGCAGUUCCCUUCUCUGCACUAUAAAUACUAUUGAAAAUGAAGGAGUAUGUAACAUGAGAUGAGAAGAAGCCUGGGGAAGUCAGUGGCUAGCUUGGGAGCCGACUUGUUAUUGGGAACCAGAGGGUAAAAAGGAAAAUUAGAAUAAAGAGUAACAUAGUAUUCACCAGAACUUCCCCUCUCUUGCCAAGCCUGUUCUCGAUCCCUCUCCUACCUCCGGCAGCACUGGGGGAAGACCUGCGUCUGCCGGAAUUUAAGCCGAGCGCGCACAGAGACGACCAUGGUGCUCUGGAUUCUCCUACUGAUCAUUCUCACUCACGAGGUGAUGGUGCUUCUGCCCAUGCUGGGAGGCCACGAGACCAAAAGUAACGUUGAUGACAUAGAGAUCGAACAGUGCUGGGUGCAGCCUCCGGAGAAGUACUGCAGGCAGAGGUGCACGAAGGAGCACAGCUGCCCACGCCUGAACCACACGUGCUGCUGGACGUUCUGUGGGAACAUCUGCUUGGACAACGAGGAGCCUUUUAGAACAAUGUUGAGACCCUCAGGGCAGGCUGGAGAAUGACUGUCGGUCUUAGAAGAGCGCCCCCUGGCUUCCGGUUGGGACACUCCUUUCUCUAGAGGACCUCUGAUCCCUCCUUGACCUCUUCACCCUGAGCAGGUUCAAGGUUCUGCUAAAUAAA
This is a messenger RNA of Oryctolagus cuniculus (rabbit), 1949 nucleotides long. It is a transcript of the gene WFDC9, whose product is annotated as WAP four-disulfide core domain 9. The record is from RefSeq and is a predicted model, not a curated record. NCBI's taxonomy places the organism in Eukaryota, Metazoa, Chordata, Mammalia, Lagomorpha, Leporidae.